AUGGCCACAUCGGAUUCAUUUAUGAUGGAUUCACUUAGUGAUUCCUUAUUAGCAGCAGUAAAUGAAAUGUCAUUUAACGAACCUGUUCAUCCGCCAGUUGCUGAAAAACCUUUAAAACCACUAAGCGAAUUAAAUCUACCUCCAUCAGUUAUUGCUUGUUAUCAACGUUUUGGUAUUUCACAUCUUUUUGGUUGGCAAGCUGAAUGUCUUGAAAAAGCAAGUGCAAGUGGAAAACGAAAUUUUAUCUUUUCUGCUCCAGCUUCGGGCGGUAAAACAAUUGUAUCCGAAUUACUUCUUAUUAAAUCUAUACUCGAAACAAAACGAAAAGCUCUAUUUAUUGAACCUUAUGUUAGUAUUGUUCAAGAAAAAGCGAAUUAUUUUCGAAAAUUAUUUUCAUCACUUCAUUUACGUAUUGCAUCCUAUGCAAAUACAAAUGAUUCUCAUUAUUCAUUUUCUAAUAGUCAUAUUAUAAUCUGUACAAUUGAAAAAGCUAAUAGUAUAAUCAAUCGUUUAUUAUCAAAUCGUAAUGAUUUAAAUGAAUUAGGUAUAGUAAUUGUUGAUGAAUUACAUUGGAUAGGUGAAAUAAAUCGUGGUUAUUUACUUGAAUUAUUAUUAAGUAAAAUAAUAUAUUAUAAUCAAUUACAAACAACAAAUAAUCCAGUACAAAUUAUUGGUAUGAGCGCAACAAUACCAAAUUUAAAACAAUUAGCACAAUGGCUUAAUGCUGAUAUCUAUGAAACAUUAUUUCGUCCAAUUCCACUUGAUGAAUAUAUUAAAAUUGAUUCAAUUUUAUAUAGUAAACAAUUUAUACCUGUACGUCAACUUCAAUUAUGUGAACAAUGGAAUCAAGGUGAUAGUGAAGGUGUAACUGAGAUUAUUUGGAAUGUUAUAGAACAUAAUUGUCGAAGUGUAUUAGUUUUUUGUUCGACAAAACAUUGGUGUGAAGUAUUAGCUAAAUUAUUAGCGAAAAAUUUUCAAUGUAUUAUUAAUGACAAACAAAUAAAUCCAUUUGAUAAAAUAAAACUCGAUGAUGUUAUCGAACAAUUACGGCGAACUCCAGCUGGUCUUGAUACUGAUCUUGCUUGUUCAAUACCAAUGGGUGUUGCAUUUCAUCAUGCCGGUUUAACGAUUGAUGAAAGAGAAAUUAUUGAAAAUGCAUAUAGAGCAAAUAUUAUUCGUGUUAUUGUUUGUACAAGUACAUUAUCCAGUGGGGUCAAUCUUCCUGCUCGCUUAGUUAUUAUUCGAAGUCCACUCCAGAAUGGUCGAUGUAUUGAUCUUAGUACUUAUCUUCAAAUGGUUGGUCGAGCUGGUCGUAAAGGUUACGAUGAUUAUGCUGAAAGUAUUUUAAUUUGUUCCAAAAAAGAAGUUGAUUUAGUACAAAAAAUGUUUGAACAACAAACGACGAAACCAGUUAAUAGUUGUUUUUUCGAAACCGAAACACAUACAAGUCUUAAACGAGCUUUACUUGAAAUAAUUUCAAGUGGAAAAGCAAAUACUAAAGAACAAAUUAUAUCCUAUCUUAGAUCAACAUUUUUUUAUACUUGUGCAAAUUCAGAUAGAUCAACAAUAGAUGAACAAUCAACUAUCGAUAAAUGUCUUAGUUGGUUAAGUCAUAAUGAACUUAUUCAUUGUAUAGAUAAAGAAAAUAUUGAUAAUGAAAAUAAUUUAAGAUAUGAACCAACACAACUUGCUUUAGCAGUUAUUAGUUCUGCGAUUAAUCCAGACGAUGGUCUUAAACUUGUUGUUGAAUUGAACAAAGCUCAACGAAAUUUAUGUCUCGAAAAUGAUCUACAUCUUGUUUAUCUUAUAAUUCCUCAACAUUUGAUAAAUUCAAUGUUAACAACACUCGAUUGGAAUAUAUUUCAUACUGUUUGGCCAACUGGUGCUGUUGAACAACAUGUCGCACAUUUAGUUGGUGUUAAUGGUAUGGUUGUAUAUAAAAAAGCAGCAUCAUUACGCAUAGAAAAACGUGAAUAUGAAGAAAAACAUGAUGGAUCACGUUAUGCACGAUUUUUUGUUGCACUUAUUCUUAAUGAUUUAUUAUGCGAAAAAAGUAUGUGUGAUGUUAUACGAAAAUAUGAAUGUACAAAAAGUUUUGUACAACAAUUACAACAAACAACAGCAACAUUUACAUGUAUUGUACAAAUAUUUGCUGAACGUCUUUCAUGGAAUAAUUUAAAACAAUUAUUAAAUGGUUUUCAAUCAAGAAUCAAUUUUGGUAUUAAACAAGAUUUGUGUGAAUUGGUUAGAAUUUCGAUUUUAAAUGCUUGUCGUGCUCGACAACUUUAUUCAGAUGGUUUUACUACGAUUGCUUCAUUAGCGAAUGGAGAUAUUUAUGAAAUUGAACGAAGUAUUCAAAGAGCAAUACCAUUUCAAACAACAGCACAACAAUUAGCUGAUGAAGGUGUAGGUCAAUCACGACGUGAUCAGUAUUGUAUAUUCGUUCCUGGACGACCAGCAUUAACAAAUGCACAAGCAGCAAGAGAAAUUAUAGAAGAAGCGAAAAUAUUACUUCAACAUGAUUUACAAGCAAUGGGAUUUGGAAUGGUUAUUCAAAGAGGACAAACAGAUAUUAAAAAUGAACAUGUUUCAAAUUCAGAUACAGAUUCUGAUGAAGAUGAAAAUGAAAGUAAUAUUUCUUCACCAAUUUUAUCUUCAUCUAUUCAAUUUCCAUCUUUACUUGACGAUAAAAAUAUAAAUAUUCGUAAUGCGUAUGUAAAUGGAAAAUAUAUUUGUUCAGAAUUUAUUUUAAUGAUUGAACACAAGGAAACAAUUGCUAUUAGUUGUUUUACUAAAAAAUUAACAAAAACAAUUUCUGAUCCAAAUGUAUUUCAUAUUAAUAAUCAACAAGAAUUAUAUUUACAAUAUGUUGCUUGUGCUUUUAGCACUCACAAAGUCUAUAUUAUUGAUGUUGCAGAAGAUGAACUAUAUUUCCAACAAAAUCGAAUGUCCGCACUUAUUCAUGUUCGAGAAAAAUUAAUGAAUCGAAAACACAAUGUAAUUGUAUUCAAUGCAUUACAUACAUUAUUUAUCCUUUCAUCCUAUUUAUCAAUACCACGAGUAUAUGCACGAAUAAUUGAUUUACAAGUAUGUGCAUGGUUAAAACAAAAUCCGAUUGAUUCCGAACGAAUUUCUACUUGGAUUGAAGAACAUCAUAGUGUACUUCAAUUUGAUGCAAGUCUUAAUGCAUAUAAAGAUAAUAAUCAUCGUGAAAUGGCAUGUUUAAAAAUAGCUGGUGAGGUUCUUCUCUGUGCAUCGAUAGUUCCAAUAAUUGAACAACAAAUGAGUAAAAAUAAUUUAUGGAAUUAUUAUAUAACAAUUGAAAUGCCGGCAUUAAAUACUAUGCUUCAAAUGUUACUUAAUGGAAUAUUAAUUAAUCGUGAAGAAUUAAGUAAUAUUCGAGAAGAUCUUCUUACUUUAAUGAAUCAACUUGAAUUGCAAGCAUAUCGUAUAGUUAGACGACGUUUUAAAAUCAAUCGACAAAAAGAUCUUAUUAAAAUUCUGUAUGAUGAACUUCAUUUACCAAUACAACGUACACCACAUGGUCGUGUAUGUCUAAAAAAAUCUUAUUUAAAUAUUUUAGCUGAUAAACAUCCAUUACCAAAAUUAAUUAUUGAAUAUCGACAAGUUCAAAGUGCACUUGACCGUUGUAUCGAUAGUUUUGAACAGUAUAUUAAUGAACCAACAAAACCACAAUCGCUACAACGUUUACGAAGAGAAGCUGCGUGGCAAACAGAACGUACUUAUGCGUAUUGCCAUUUUUUUACAGCAACUGGACGAAUGAUUGUUAUUAAUCCACCAUUACAACAUGUUCCAAAACGUUUUCCUAUUAAAUCUUUACAAAAGGAAUCGAUGGUGCAAUUAAGACAAAUGAUUAUUGCUCGAACAGGUUUUCAACUUGUUUCAUUCGAUUAUUCUCAAUUAGAAUUACGUGUUCUUGCUCAUCUUUCUAAAGAUGAUAAAUUAAAAACACGUUUAACGACUGAUACUGACUUUUUCAUAUCACUCGCUGCGGAUCUUUUAAAAAAACCCGAAUAUGAAAUAACUCCUGAACAACGUCAAAAUACGAAACAAAUCUGUUAUGGUAUUCUCUAUGGUAUGUCAAAAGAAACAUUUGCACGUGAAACACGUAUGACAAUAAAUGAAGCAGAAGAUUUUGUUGAAAAUUUCUAUAAAACAUUUCCAAUAAUGAGUCAAUAUCUUGAUAAUAUUAAACGACAAGUUGGUGAAAUAGGUUAUGUACAAAGUAUGUAUGGACGUCCAUUAUAUUUUGAUUUGGCUCGUAUGUCAGCAAAUGAAAUGAAUAAAGCUCGAAUGGAACGACAAGCAAUAAAUUUUGUUAUUCAAUCAUCUGCUUGUGAUAUAAUGAAAAUGGCUAUAGAACGUAUUAAUCAAACAUUAGAUCGAAUAUUUCCUUUUGAUUUCAAAAUUCGUCCAACACCUAUUCGACCAGUUUAUCUUGUUUUACAAAUUCAUGAUGAAUUAAUGUUUGAAAUUGAAAUAAGUUCACGUACAAAUGAAAUUAUAAAUGUCAUUCAUCAAGAAAUGGAACGAAAUGAUAAAAUAUCAUUAUUAUUACCAGUACAAAUUAAAUCUGGUGAUUCAUGGGAAUCAAUGAUAUCCGUUGUAUAA
This is a messenger RNA of Adineta steineri, 4632 nucleotides long. The record is from the annotation of a GenBank genome assembly. NCBI's taxonomy places the organism in Eukaryota, Metazoa, Rotifera, Eurotatoria, Adinetida, Adinetidae.